Messenger RNA from Symbiodinium necroappetens, 3282 nucleotides. The record is from the annotation of a GenBank genome assembly. NCBI's taxonomy places the organism in Eukaryota, Dinophyceae, Suessiales, Symbiodiniaceae.
AUGUCGACGCAUGGGUUAUCUGGAGUUCUGGAUCGCACGAAAACUAGGGGACCUGGCAAGCGUAUCCGGUUCCUUCCAAUUUUUAUAAGCUGCAAGGUCUUCUUCAUGAAUCCAGACUGGUUGCAGCAAGGUUGGUCCAUUUGGUGUUCCGCUGAGUUUCAGUUUGAGAGAGAUUACUUUCUGCCGUUGCCAAACGCUGAUGGUUCAGCGGCUAUGCGCUCAAUGGCUACAUACGCAAGGACUCUGGCUUUGUCGAAGCAAUUCUUGAAGUUGUUGCGAAAACCAGCUUGGGAUGGUCACACCUGGCAGCUUUCUUCGCUCCCUUUGAUUGAGGCAGAGGCGGCUCUGUGUUUCUGGACUGAGCACUCAGAGCGCAACUGGCUGGUGUCCGUAUUAGCCAGCCUAGGUGUGCCGCGCGAUAAGCGCGAUUACGUAGGUCGCUGGCACAUAGUGGCUGCGUCAGAUGAAUAUGUUCGAACUGCUCGUCAUGUGGUGCUAUCCCUGCAAGAAGAGGCCUUACGCGGUGUCUGUUUGGACGAACGCUGGGACUUGCUGAAUGGGGGCCUGGAAGAUCUACCUUCUUUCUUGCGAGAGCGUGGUUGUGGCGAAAGGCUUGUCCAGUCACAGUCACAGGCUCUUCAACUGCGGUCAUGCUUGCGUGUUUGCUUGGGACCUCAGCAUGUGCGGCCCAACAGUGCUUCUGCGGCAGACGCGCCUGAGGUGGCUGCUAGAGCGCCUAUGCCGGCAAUUCUGCAGGCCCAAGCAGAGGAGCUACCGCCUUUCUACACUGCCAUUGUAGGUAAAGGUCGCCUACGUCGGCUGCAUCGCAAAGGAGGAUGCGGCACAGCCUCCAGGGAUCUGCGCGAGAUGCUACCGGUGUUUGAGCUUCAGGAUGCUGUUUACGACUCCGCUUGUAAGCAUUGCUGGCGGAACGGGGAGAAUCCGGGUGAGGAUGCUGGAGAUGGGGCUGUACGUAAGUUUCACACUUGUUCUCACUACAGCGGCCUCUCUGACUGCUGUGGCAGUGUGAGGCUCAGUGACGUUUGCGCCAUAUGGUCAUUUUCCUUUGGCUCAAUCACUUGCAUUCUGCCGGCGUGUACAAUCUGUUCGUGGUCAUUCAUGGCAGACUCUACUACAGAUGCAGCGAUGAUGGUGAAAGCCGACUCGGACCUGAAGUUCCUCAUGGACGACGUGGGUGUGCCAAUUUCCGUUCAGCUCCUGGUGUAUCGCAAGGGCUUUACUUCAGUGCAUGUCUUCGCGGGCGUGGAUGAUACUCGUCCAGAGGUCCGUCAAGCUUUGGCCAAAGAACUGCCCUUGCAUUACACGGAAAAUGCAGAGUCGCGUGUGCACAUGGCCUUGCUCCUCUCUGUCUGGGACGCGUGCCGGCGACAGUUGAGUGUGACGGAGAAGAACCGCGCGGAGUCCAAACUUGGGGUGCAGGACAGAGUGGUGCAAACAUCGGAGUACGCAGCCAUGCGCCGUGCUGUGGAAGACUACCAUGGCACCUUGUCCGACAAGGAGUUGCCCAGCAAGUCUUUGUUGGCUCAGAAGCUCGAGCAGGUUGAGGAGAACAAUCCAGUCGUUGAAGAUCUUCGAGAUGCAACUAGCUUAGAAGAUGCUGAGACUGAAGCCUAUGCUGCCGUAAUUGACCCAGCUUCUUCGUGUCUGCGGAUAAAACCGGGGCGCACCAUGACAGUGCCGCCAACCACCCCGGAAGAGCUGCGCCUUCGUCAUCGUCGUCUGGGGCUUGCUUGGCACAUGAUCCGAUCCAAGCACACGACUCGCUCUUGGUUGCCUGAAAGCAUCGUGGAUGCCUUUCGUAGAUUGUCUGAUUUCGUGCUUGGAGAUAAGGUUGCAGGGUUAAAGGCGGAGGAUGGUCGUGUUCCUAAGUGGAGUUUGAUUCUGAAGUUUGAAUCAGAGCUGCGCAAACGAGCAUAUCAGUCUGUUCGUGAUGGCGCAGUGGGCGAUCUUGGCGCUGCUCUGAAGGCAGCUUGUGCAGCUCCGGACCUCUUCGCCUUCCACUUCGUGACCCCUUUCUCUCUUGGUGGUUGUGCUGCCAGCCCAGGUGGCGCUGGGCAUGUCGAGGCUGGGGCCGGCUGGAAGGGUGCGGGAAAAGGCCUCGACAAGAAGGGCGAUGGCAAGGGAAAAGUUAUGAAGACCAUCGCGAAGCACAAGUGGGGCCCUGAUGGGAAGCUCCUCUGCUUCCGAUUCCAAAAGAAGGCCGGUUGCCCCCACAAAGAUUGCAAGUUCUCGCAUUUCUGCCAGCGGUGUCUGCAGCCCCACUCCUACAGCGCAUGUCCCUAUGUGAAGCGUGAUGCUGCGAUGGUGGACGAUGGCACGCAUGCACCUUGCUAUGCCAAAGCCAAAGAUCCAGCUGUCUUAGAGCACGGACUGCGUGGACACGGAGCAGCAAUGUGGUCAAACCUUCUUGGCAAGCGCAGGAGGAGCUCUGCGGACACCCCGUCGCUAGCUUUCGCGGAAAAGGUAGGCGCUGACCUUCUGAAGUUGCUGCAUGGUGUUCUGGAUGUGCGCAUGCUUGCCAUCAAGCUGGCUGCGGGCAAAGUAGUUGCGUGUCCAUUUUCUGCUGAAGUCAUCGAGGCUGGGCGUGAGCUUGUUUUCAGGAGUCUUGAGUCUGCGGGUCUGCCGUGCAUGGGAGAAAGGGAACUUUUCAGAACAGAUGCGCGUGCCGAGGGCAAUGAGGUGUGGAUCGGCGGGUGGGCCUUGGACCAUCGUGACACCACUCAGUGUCGUUGGUUCUCCGAGAAGCUGACGCAUAAGAACGCCCCUUGGCUCUUUGCGAGCGGUGAGUCCUACCGCCAAAUUGCAUCGCUUGAGUUGCUCGCGACGCUUGCUGCUGUGGUGCUCUUCGGAGUGCCAAAGGGCGACGUCGGGCGCAUUCGCUGCUCGGCAGGCACAGACAACCUGGGCAACACACACGUUGUGGCGCGGUUGUUGACCACCAGCUUUCCACUAUGUGCCUUUCUCAUGGAGCUUGCGACACAGCUGCAACGCCUGGGCACGGAGCUGCACCUAGAUUGGCUGCCGCGUCUACAAAACCGAGAAGCGGAUGCGCUCACGAAUGGAGACUUUGCGGGUUUUUCUGAGAGCCGGCGGAGGCGCUUCAACCUGCAGGAUUUCGAGGGAAUUGUUCUGCGUGAGAUGCUGGGCGAGGGCCUCGACCUGUAUGAGGACAUCCGUGAGUGCCGGGCUGCCAAGCGAUGGAAGCGCGAGAGCAAACUACCAGCUGCGGAAUCCUUGCGACAGAAGGACCCUUGGCAGUAG